AUGCCCUCUACGGAUCCUAACGAUGCCGCUACUUCUCCCGGUGGCGUUUUUUGUUUCUCCCAGACUUCUGCUAACAUGCACAUGCCUGAAGCCAUUCCCCUGCCUGACACUGCUACUUCAACGGUGGUCAAGGCUUUUAUCAGUCGUUGGGUUGCCAUCUCUGGUGCACCCUCCACUAUCACGACUGACCGUGGUGCCAAAUUUGAAUCUAACCUCUUCCAGUCUUCUUACGGAAUUCACUCGCUCUGUUAUGCCUUACAGGCUCUUUCUCGAGCCCAACCAGCAGCCGCACAGCGGCGCAUUAUAUAG
Molecule: messenger RNA, 309 nt
Organism: Spirometra erinaceieuropaei
Lineage: Eukaryota; Metazoa; Platyhelminthes; Cestoda; Diphyllobothriidea; Diphyllobothriidae
Source: the annotation of a GenBank genome assembly